UUCUUAUUAUAUGCAGAAAAAAGAGAGAAAAAUGGCUUCUUCGAGCUCUUCAAACUUCCCAUGUGCAGCCUGCAAGUUCUUGAGGAGAAAAUGCAUGGCGGAUUGCACUUUUGCACCAUAUUUCCCACCCGAAGAACCCCAGAAAUUCUUCAACGUUCACAAAAUAUUCGGGGCAAGCAACGUUAGCAAGCUGAUCAACGAAGUAGCACCGCAUCAAAGACAAGACACGGUGAACUCGCUCGCGUACGAAGCCGAGGCGAGGUUAAAAGAUCCAGUUUACGGCUGCGUCGGAGCCAUCUCGGUUCUCCAGAGACAGGUGAUGAGGCUGCAAAGGGAGUUGGAUGCCAUUCGUGCUGAUUUAAUCCGAUACUCCGCCGCCUGCGGUGAGAUGCAGCCACCAACAACAGUGGGGACUUGUUUUGAUCAUAAUGCAGGUAAUUCUUACUGUCCUGAUUCUCUGUGGAAUGAGCCUUAUGGAGACAAUGGGGGAUCAUAUGGUGGAAGCCUGUGAUAUGGAUGAAGCAGCAUGUUGUAAUUAAAUAAGCAAAAAACAAAAUUUAUUGGUGGGAACUGGCAAGUCCCCAUUUGGAUUCGAUUUAGGGUUUUCUAGUUAUGGAGUUCGAUAAAAGUCCCAUG
Molecule: messenger RNA, 636 nt
Organism: Hibiscus syriacus
Lineage: Eukaryota; Viridiplantae; Streptophyta; Magnoliopsida; Malvales; Malvaceae
Product: LOB domain-containing protein 25-like
Exons: 1
Coding region: 11-511 (166 amino acids)
Source: RefSeq, a predicted model, not a curated record